Messenger RNA from Mya arenaria, 1401 nucleotides. RefSeq lists its product as uncharacterized. NCBI's taxonomy places the organism in Eukaryota, Metazoa, Mollusca, Bivalvia, Myida, Myidae. Gene Ontology annotation, molecular function: G protein-coupled receptor activity. The transcript has a single exon. Bases 1 to 1401 code for a protein of 466 amino acids. Gene Ontology annotation, cellular component: membrane. Gene Ontology annotation, biological process: G protein-coupled receptor signaling pathway. The record is from RefSeq and is a predicted model, not a curated record.
AUGGAGGAUGGGAAUUUAUCAACAUUCAACGUUAGUGACGUAAUCAAAGAACAUAUAUGGACGGUGCCAGAUACGGCCUAUAUCAUCACAAUUGUGUACUUAUCUUUAAAUAUUGUUAUUGGCGCGUCGUGUAACUGUCUUCUGAUACUUAUAAUCAACUAUUCACCAACACUAAAAACGCCAGCAAACAGCCAUUUGAUAAACAUUUGUGCCAACAAUCUCAUUCUGUGCCUAUCAAUGAUGCUGUCGCUCGUAUCAAUAGUGUUACCAUCUGGUUACAAGAAAAAUAUCAAUAUUCUGACGGGGUUUCAUAUUUUUCUGACUUCAAACUGUUUUCUUCAAUACUGGUGCACUUUCGCGUCCAUAGGCUACUACAGAUCGAAUAUUGUUUACAGCCCGUCCAUGGUUGUCAAACGUCGACGUCAGAUAAUCACGCGCUGUCUUGCUACGUCAUGGGCGACGUCAGUUCUAGUCAGCCUCAUGAUCUGCCUGUCACAUAUAGAAAACGACGUGUACGCAUGCUUGACAUUCAACCCGUUUCAAAGGACGUUUAUCUUAUGUGGUAAAAACAAGGAACUAUCAGCACAAAGACUUGGCAUUAUUGUCAUAAGUAUAAUCGUAUUCUGUGUAAUAUUCUGUAUAAUAGUUAUGUCUUAUCGCAAAGUUUUCAAAGCUCUGAACAAAGGCAACCCAUUCGGAAGAAACAGGGUCCUUCCAAUAAUGUCAAGGUCAUUUAGCCUGCCGUCUGAAGGUGGCGAAAACGCCUCGAACCAGGCGCAAAAUGGAGGUGCCAUAUUUGAAAACGGAACGGAUAAAGCAGUUUACACGGUGACGAGAAAUGGAGCAAAUACAAACACAGAAUUUGUGGUACAUUACCAAAGGAAUGAUAGUAUCAAUAUGUUAACGUUUGAAGACAUAAUGGCGUUAGAAAACCCUAUAUUAGCCACACAAAUGCGGAGGCAAAUUUUGCAAAAGAGGCAUCUUCAUUUAACGCGGAGCAACGCCAGUAACACUUCGGUGAAGUCAAAAUGUCCUGAUUUUAGUGAUAUUUCAGCGAGCGCUGAUCUAGAACGAUAUCAAAAUAUAAAAAAUAGAUCUGCUUUAAGGAACCAUUUCAUGAGAAGAGAUCGAGCAGGCUUUAACAGUGCGACAAGAAACAGCUUGAUCAUGCUCGCUUCAUUUCUUGUAUGCUCAUUGCCCAUGUUUAUCUGCGCCAUUCCGAAUGUUCUUUCCCUGGAGAAAGAGAAUCACCGAGUGCUUAUUUUAAUGUUCACAAAGCUCGUGUUUUGCUUGAACUCCCCGAUCUAUCCCCUGUGGUACUUGGUUCAAAACAAGCGAGUCCGGAAAUGUUUGCAAAGAGUGACUGAAACAAUCUGCGUUAAGUUGGACUUCAGGAGAUGA